Messenger RNA from Venturia canescens, 1322 nucleotides. RefSeq names its product glyoxylate reductase/hydroxypyruvate reductase-like. Bases 186 to 1139 code for a protein of 317 amino acids. Gene Ontology annotation, molecular function: hydroxypyruvate reductase [NAD(P)H] activity; hydroxypyruvate reductase (NADH) activity; glyoxylate reductase (NADPH) activity. The record is from RefSeq and is a predicted model, not a curated record. Gene Ontology annotation, cellular component: cytosol. The transcript is spliced from 5 exons. NCBI's taxonomy places the organism in Eukaryota, Metazoa, Arthropoda, Insecta, Hymenoptera, Ichneumonidae.
AGAUUACGCUGCGAUUGCGCAUUGACAGGUCGACUUUACACGACUCGUGACUUGUUUAUAUAAGAAUCGUAAGCAACAGGGAGUUUACAUCAGUUGUUGAACAUCGAACCCGCACGAGUAGUUUUGAAAGGGUCACAUAAAUAUAUCUCGGGAAACGUUGGACUGGUAAUAAGAGCAACGUUAAAAUGGGGAAGCCGAAAGUAUUGGUGACGAGCAGCGACACGCCACAAACGGGUUUGGAUCUUCUAAGCCAAAGAUGCGAAGUGACUAUCAUGCCUCAAGUAUUACCCACGCAAGAGCAAGUCCUUCAAGCGUUUGCGGGCCACGAUGCGAUUUUCUUAUCCGUUCAUGUCGACAUAAACACUGCUUUUCUCGAUCUCGCCGGACCGAGCCUCAAAGUCGUAUCCACAAUGUCUGCUGGAUACGAUCAUCUCGACGUGCCGGAAAUCAAACGAAGAGGCAUCAAGGUUGGCAAUACUCCGAACGUUUUGACCGCCGCUGUUUCCGAAAUCGCUGUUAUGCUUAUGCUCAACGCGGCGAGACGUGCUCACGAGGCGCGGCUCAAACUUGAAGCUGGUCAGGUGGGGAGGAGUCCUCAAUGGCUGCUCGGAAAAGAAUUACGGAAUUCCGUCAUAGGAAUAGUGGGUUUUGGAAACAUCGGCCACGGGAUAGUGAAGAGACUCUGCGGUUUCGAAGUUAAGAGUUUCCUGUACACGGGACAUUCCCGAAAGAAGGAAGAAUUGGGUGCAAAAUUUGUGUCCCUGGAUGAGCUUUUGGCCCAGAGCGAUUUCGUCGUCGUAGCAGUACCGUUGAAUAACGAGACUCGGGGGCUUUUCAACGAGAACCAAUUCUCGAAGAUGAAAUCAGACACAGUUUUCGUCAACGUGGGCCGAGGAGCUGUCGUCAAAACCGAUGAUCUCGUCAAAGCUCUUCGUAACGGAACCAUUUUCGCUGCGGGACUCGACGUUACAGACCCUGAACCACUGCCAACUGAUCAUGAGCUCCUGAAACUCCCGAACGCCGUUGUUGUGCCACACAUUGGAAGUGCAACUGUCAAGACCCGACACGAAAUGUCAAGAAUCGCAGCAGUUAAUCUACUCAACGGCUUGGACGGCAUCCCAAUGAUUUAUCCUCUUUGAAGAUGACAGGAAUAUGACAAAAGAGGCAAAGGUACCAUGGAUGAAGAAUCAAAAUGCGACGUUUUAAUAUUUAUCUUAUACGUUAAUUAUGGAAAAUCUUUUCUUACAUUGAUGCUUUUUUUCUGUAAAAUGUAGAUAAUAUUUGUAUAUAUAAUAAAUGUUCAUAUAUACAUACUAUGUUAA